AUGCAAGAACGCCACGAAAAUGCCGUAUCAGAGUUUUCAAAUCGCUGCGAAGAACCCAAAGCAGAGCGAGAUAUAUAUAAUUUGAGGAGCAUAAACAGCAUACAGAGUCGACAUGGUCAAUCUACGCGACCCAGAUAUAAAUACAAGCAAGUAAGCCCUGUAGAUUUCCGAGUUCUCCGGGGCACCUGCCCACGUCAUGAUGUGACCACUCCAACAACACGAACCGGAUCCCUAACAGUGUUUGAGUCCGCGGCUGCUUCUUAA
Morchella importuna is the source of this 264-nucleotide messenger RNA. RefSeq lists its product as uncharacterized. The record is from RefSeq and is a predicted model, not a curated record. The transcript has 8 exons. The coding region runs from base 1 to 264 and encodes 87 amino acids. NCBI's taxonomy places the organism in Eukaryota, Fungi, Ascomycota, Pezizomycetes, Pezizales, Morchellaceae.